GCCAGGGGAGGCGAUUGUCUCCUUACGAGGUCCCCGCAAAGGUCCUUGGCUACCCUCCCCAUCCCUGUGCAGCCACUCCUUCAGAUCUACGAGAAGGAAGAUGUACAAAACGAGUGUGUUCACAACUGCCCAGAGAACACAGGAAAAUCUCCCGGUGGCGGACUGCAGCUCAGCUCAGAUCGUUAAACAGCCACGGAAGAAGAAGCACACCCCAAGACCCCCAAUCAAAACUCGCCACUCCCAACGGCGACCUCCCCAGCAGAAAGUGGGGCCUGGCCGGAGCUGCUCAUCCCAGGGUUUAAACACUGGCAAGAGCCCACAUAGGAUAGCACCGCAAAGCCAAGAGUGCAGGCUGAAGAUCUGCUAUGGCAACCAGGAGGGAUCUCUGGCCAAGCUCCCACCGGAAUCCAAAGUCGGGAUCGUUUCUCCAAAGAUGGCCAGCAAACAGAGCUUGGGACAUUCGAACAGUUCUCGGGCGAAAGCUAAAGAAAGAACUGUGUCCGGCAAAGGGGUGAGCAAAACAGAACACCCACAGCCACUGCCACCUCCUGAAAAGCCUGGAAAGCUUAACAACACAAUAGAUAACCAAAGCUCAGACAGAAGGGUGAAACCCACUGCGAUGGAAAAGAGGCCGUAUCAGACAAUCUCUGAGUACCAGUUUAUAUAUCCAGGAAAGGCGGUUUUCCAUUGCACCAGAGAAACCAUGAAGCAACGGCUGCGCUCCAUCUACCUCACGAACCAGAAACGACUCAAGCAAAGGACUUCUCAUGCCCAGGGGGAUGUCAACAAAGCCCAGAGGGCAAACCCCAGCGCGGAUGCCAAACACCCUGUCGAUGGCGGGCUCUUGGGAACGGCGCCUCCGGGACUGCCAGGCCUGACGUACAAAAUCAAUAAGCUGGUGCUUGUGAGUGAGAAAACACGGGCGCCCCCCGAAAACCCUCCGUGCACCCUGGCCGGGAACUGGCACGCCGCCCCGCCCGAGCACCCGCUCUCCCCCAAAAGGUCAGCCCCGCAAGUCAACGCCUCCCAGAGGUCGGGCGCUUUUCCGGAAAGGAAAGUCCGCCAGGAAGGGCACGGCGCGGCGGAACAGAGGUGUGACCCAGACCUGUAUCUCCAAGGAAUCACGCUCAACCUGCCCCACGUUUGUUCCCCAAAGACCCCACGGCCAAGAGCAAUGUCCGCCAAGGACUGCUACGAAAAGCCUCCGCCGCCGAUGUUUGGGGAAGAGGACCCAAACGGAGCAUCUCCCGGGAGAGAAGACGGCGUCAGGAGCAGCCCGAGGAAAACCGCCGUCACGCACUCCAGGAGCGCCAUCGUCAUUCCGACCGCCAGCCGGUUCUUGUCCAACGAGAGCGUCAGUGCUGAGCUGGCGGGCUCAAACAAUGCCCCGUCGUCGGUGGCCGAGGCGGGACAGCCUGUGCCCCAUUAUGUGGCUUUUGGCCAAGCCGUGGUGAGGGACGCCAGGCGGGCAGGCAUUCUUGCCGCCCACCCCAUCCUGGUGGGGAGAAAGGACAAGGCCACGCCCUCGUAGCCCCAGAGAGUGGGAAACCUGAGCCCUCCAGCUUGGACACUUGGGAGACUGCUGACCCUAGAAGCGUCCUGGCUUACAGGCUGAGCCGGAGCGACCAUGCGGAGCUUUUUCUUUGUACUCGCCAGGGACUAGCCCCGUGAAAAGCCUGGCUGAGAUGCUUAUUUCACAAAUCCGUUUUAAAGGGAAAUGUUUCAGAAUCAAAGCUGCCCUCGUCUUAACUGCCUUCUCGGCCCUACGGGUUUCUACGCUGGUUCCUUGCGGCUCAAUGCACGACACUUGAUUGGCAGGGGGACGGGGUGAGGAAAGAGCCAAAUGCUGUUGAAAUAA
Messenger RNA from Hemicordylus capensis (graceful crag lizard), 1858 nucleotides. RefSeq lists its product as uncharacterized. Bases 101 to 1531 code for a protein of 476 amino acids. The record is from RefSeq and is a predicted model, not a curated record. Lineage: Eukaryota; Metazoa; Chordata; Lepidosauria; Squamata; Cordylidae. The transcript has 7 exons.